Messenger RNA from [Torrubiella] hemipterigena, 3656 nucleotides. The record is from the annotation of a GenBank genome assembly. Lineage: Eukaryota; Fungi; Ascomycota; Sordariomycetes; Hypocreales; Clavicipitaceae.
UUUUUAUCUCUAAUUAUCCCCCUGGUCGAUUCCCCCCUCGUAGCAUUGAACUUUCACUGCGCUGUGCAGCAGCCUCCGCCAUGGACGACUACAUGUUUCGCCAUUUCGUCAACGAGUGCCGAGAGGUCUCAGAAGCGACGUCGUAUGUCGAAAUAUUUAAUUAUUCGGACCCCUUUUACAACUCAUGUGAGGAGCAUCCCCUAACGCCAGAUGAAUUCGACAACUUUUUACACCAAAAGGGCGCGUUUGCACCGCCCAAAAAGAUGAAGGCUGAUGUCAAGCUCCUAAGUGGUAUACGCCUAGUCGUGCAAAGCAAUGCCAAAGAAAAGGACACAUUCAUGCCAAAAGUUAUUUCACUACCCAAGAAUGCCUACGCCUCCAUGGUAAAGGUCAUGAAGCUUCCAUACCGAGGUAUUGAGACAACCUCGGUCGUUGGGCCCUUCUUCUGGAGCUCCCUGGACCACAACAAGCAGGAUCCUCAUUUGCAUAUCUUGCACCGAAAAUCAGACGUCCGCAAGAAGGGCAGGACAAGAGGGUGGGAAAUGAUGCUUUCCCACUCCUUCCGCUCGCACAUCACUACCGGCUACGUUAAAGGCACGCCGAGUUCGGACGUUGUUCAGGCCCUUGUCCAUCUGAAAGCUUGCGCAGCUCAAGUUGGUCACCCCAUGCUUCUCCCAAUCAUUAUCCUCUCCCAUGACCUGAGCCCGGCCAAUGACCAAAAACAGCGCGACGCAAGAGAUUGGUUACGCCGUCUUGAGAAUGCUGUGAGUUUACGCAAUGAGAUCGAAGACAAUGAGCAGUACUUUCAGGAUGGCGUAUUAGAGGUGGAUGGUCUCAACCGAGACCUUGUCGAAUGCCACAGCAAUGUUCUUUGGAAACGGCCACAGGCAUACAUGGCUCUCACAAUCGAAAUGGAGACAGCCAUGACACGGUUUCGACAAAAUUGUGCGGCAUUCCGUAUCAAGCAUAAUACAAGCUUUCGACAUUCAGCAAGCUUUGACGAUAAGACCAUGGUUAAUGAAGAUUUUGAGAAAGACGAUGAGAAUAUGCUGAAGCUACAUGACAGCAUGAUGGCUCGCCUGGACUUUUACAAGGUGAAGCUCAAGGGCUUGGAAAAUUACAUUCAUACGACUUUGCAAAGACUCAAGGUUCAGCGAGAAGCGCUGUACAACAUCAUGUCACAACGUGAAGCUCGACUUAAUUUAGAAAUUGCUGGAGAACAGCGACGAAUUGCCCAUGCCAGCAAGCGUGAUAGCACAGCUAUGAAGACAAUAUCGCUUAUGGGUACGCUCUUCUUACCAGGCACGUUUCUUGCCUCUGUUUUCAGCAUGACGUUUUUCAAUUUCCAAUCCAAUGCCGAUCCAGUUGUAUCAACAAGCAUUUGGAUUUACUUUGCUGUUACGAUACCCAUCACAGCCCUCAUUGUCGCUGCUUGGGUCAUGUAUGACCGCCACAAGGAGGCUAGUUAUGCCCAGAGCGAUGCCGACCUGGAAAAGGAUAUCGAUCACAUGGAAAAGGACAUCAUGUUCCACCUCCGCAAGCGAACAAUGAGCAAGGCCAACACGUGGAAUUCAGUUUCUGCAUCGCCUGCAAUUUAAGCGUCUCGUCAAAUAGUAUGAACUGGUCUAUUAGAUUUGGGAAUAGGUUAUGAUGCCUAUAUGUCGUAUAACAGAGGGAGUACAAUGAUUGGUUUCUUAGUAAUAUAUCCAAUGAAGUUUCUAUAAACUAUGUUGCUACACAUGCGAUGCCGCUGACAAAACAAAGAUGUACUCGGAACCCCAAACUCCAAAAUUAUGUGCUUCAAGGCACGCUACAGCAUAUGCAAGUCAUUAACCAAGGCGAAUCUGUCCGCCAUUAUCGCUAGCACCUCCACCUCUGUUGGUGUUACUGCUACUGCCUCCACCGCCAAACCAUGAUCGAAGAUCGGAGUCUGCACCUCGACUUUGGCCGUUGUUUUGUGAGUAAUUGGGUGCCAUCCACUUAGGUCUCUGGAUACCCUGACCGAUAUCUGUGAACCACUUUGGUGCUUCGAUACCGUCCAUCGUAUUCUUCAUCCUGUGACCUAACAGCUGAAGGAAGCUCUCGUUCUCUGGAGGUUCAUCCAGAUACCGGCCACGCGUUGAUGGUGACGCGGAUGAAAUACCCAUGGAUGAUGGGACAGGUAGGCGAGAGCUGCUUCCUCCCUGUGCUGGGGGUACAGACAGCACAGGCAGGCUUCUGUUGCUACCACUUCCGGCGUUUUCAAGACGUGCAUACAAGUCUUCGCGCCGACGGAUAGACUCCCCGUUAAGCUCGCGUUCAAUGAGGCUUCGACCUUCUCGCCAUGUACCAGUUCCAAAGCUGGACGGAUUUUCUUCAUCCUCAUCAUCCAUGAGGUCAAUGCCAACAAACAUGCGCUUGACCCUGCCGUACAAGCCAAACAUGGUGGCGCAGACGGGGAACAGAACGAAUAUGGGAAAUAAGUCAUCGAACCAGCCACCAAGCGCUGUUAGGUUGAUCAGCUUGCCGAGGAAGUGGUAGAAAGUCGUCUUUUCGUAAAUGUCGGUAGAUAGGAAAGUCAAGAAGUUGUAGACUAGAGGAAUGGUGAGCUUGGCAACUUGGGAUGCAUACCAAAAUGCAGAUUCAUAAGAGGUAUUGCGCUUAACUAGCGCACGGCCUCGCCAAACCUUGACCUCAGUCAUGGAUAUAAAUGCGGCAGCGCACAUGUAGCAAAUCCACAUGGCAGAUAUAACCUGACCAGCCAAGCCGAUUUCAGCCUUAUCCCCGACCCAGUGGUGCACAACGGUGACGCUGAUAACGGACAGCUUCGGAAAUGCCACCUUUACUACUUCAGACCAUACGAUGCAGGCUGAUGCGCCCGCAAGUACGAAUCCCAUCGCAAGCUGUAAAUAUGGUGCUGCAUAGUAGCACCAAAUAUGCCGCUGGUAUGGAGUAAGAAAGCUGAAGCUCAUAGCUCCGCUUUCAUGCGGCCCAGCCAUCCCAAGUUCUAGCUUCUUGGAAGCUGCAGAAUCUAAAAUCUUUUGCGUCGUGCUCGCUUCUUGAACAAGGCGAUGCCACUCGCUCGCAUAUCGCGAGCUCGUGUGCCUGGCCCGAAUGGUUCGUCUCGUGAGCUCAGCGAGAUAUUUGUCGGUGAUAACAGUUGGUAUUAUGCGGUUGGUGCCGUGAGGAUCGCUUCCGUCGCGGGGCGGAUGAGCCGGCGAAAUGUUCGCUAUGUCGUGUAGCUCCUCGAUCCAAUCCUGGUAAUCGGCGGCGCUGCCAAUCUUGCGCUUACCGAGUUCAAAAAUCUGAGCCUCUAUUUCUUCUAGGUCUGCUGCAGCAUCGCCCAUCUUUUCGAAUAACGCAGGCGCCUUCGUUUGUAGUCGUCGCAGCUUACUGCUCAGAGUCGCAUCUCGAAUCAAUCGCCGAGGGAUGGAAACGAGUCCAUGUCCCAUCAGGUAGAUGGCCAAGAUAAGACCCCAGGAGUAAGCAAGGGCCAUGACGAGAGCUUUGAUAAACUCGAAUUUGAAGCCAUAUUGUAUGAUGAUAUAUAGCAGCCCGACAAAUGACGCGCCAAGAGUCAUGGCGUAAAAUUGGGCAUUUUCGCGGAGCGAAUGUCGAAGUUUAUCCUGCGGCUCCCGGUAGCCAGAGUCGGAGUAUUCAUCUAAAAUCGGUAGGAG